UUAUUGUUUCGGACCAAACAAAACCUCCAAAAACUUCUCUAGAACUCCAAACAAACCGAAUCACACAAGUUAUGGAUCUGUCAAUAACUUCCAAAAACCCUAGUUUUUGUAUCAACAAUGUGCAGCAGCAGCAGCAGAAAGAGAAGAAAGCAGUAGGCAUGAACAAAUUGAGAGAAGCCAUAUUGAAACUGUCAAACAGUGAACCAAAUGGGCCAUUAUCACCCACCCAGAAUUCCAUUCUUCAACAACGCCUUUCCCAUUUCCUUUCUUCUCUUCAUACUACCCCUGAUCAUCCUCCUUAUUCUUGGAUGAUUCAAAGGGCAUUGCAGGAAUUGGAUGAAGAAGGAGGUUCGACUGAAGACUCAAUAUCUAAGUUUAUCAAGAAAGAAUAUGACAAUUUGCCAGUGGCUCAUAUGUUCCUGCUGAAACAUCAUCUACAGAAGCUGUCUGAAAAUGGUGAAAUUCUUAUGAUUGAUGGAGGAGGGCGCUUUUUGCUUGCUGGUGGUGGUGACAAUAGCUUGAAUCCAAAAACAAAAACCAAGAGGAAGUACAAGAAGAGGAAGGGAAGGUGGGGUUGGGAGAUUAAACCAAAGAAGCGGCGGUGCAAGGAAAAGAAGGAGAAAAAGCAUGAUGAUGUAAAAGUUGUUAAAGAAGAGAAGAAGUUGGAUGAGCAACAAAAUGUAGUCAAUCAUGGGCAACAAAAUGGAAUACACUGGGAGUUGAAUGGGCAUCAUAAUGAACCGAACACAGAUAAAGAAGAAGGGCAAUUAAGUGCGAGGCAAAAUGGUGUAGCUGGAAAUAAAGCACUUCCCAAAGGAGGUCUAAUGAUCAGAUUACAUAAACAGAAAGGGAAGCAACAGUUUGAAGGACCACUGCAAUCUUUCGUUUCUAGUGAGAGUGAUGUAGGUAGUAAGGCAGGAUUUGAGCAUUUAGAUGAUUUGAAAUUGCAGCAACAGAAGCUUAGUCUCAGCGGAGUUGAGGAAACAGCUGACAUUUGCAGUUUAUAUCCACUGGAAACUGAACAACCUGAAGAUAACCUGCCUCAAAUAUUAAGUCCUCAAGCACCUCCAGGUUUUGAGUUUAUGGUGGUGGAGGAUGCCACAGCAAAUAACUCUGCAUCAGUUGGUUUGGACUCCACGAAGGAAGAUUAUGUUGAACCUAGAAUUGAUGACUUGUCUGAUGCAUCAAAACAGUCUAAAGAGAGUCUAAAGCAGCAGAGGGAGUAUGAAUACACCAAUGAUGGAUCUAUGUCAUCAGCAACUGUAUUGUCCUUAAACCAGAAUCAACAAACUGAAAGGCUAGAAGAUGAGCUUGUUGCUGAGGAUUUGUUGAAGGCUAAGAAUCAGCAAAAGAAGCACGAUGCUUUGCAGCAAUUGAAGAAUACCAACAAGGCGCAAAGGAAAGGAACAGUAACACAGAAUGCACCACUAGUUUUGACUUUGCAAUGUGAGCAGCGGGAGCAGCAUAUAUCAGACAGAGGCACAAGGCAAGUACAGUUAGCACCGUCAGAACCCAAGCAGCAGCUGUCCGUUCCGAGAAGACUGACAAGAAGUCAGCUAAAAGAAGGGUCCAGAACUCAACUGUUUGCCGCGAAACAGCUAGAGCAAGAGAGGAGCUCAUCAGAACCCAAGCAGCUGCCCAUUCAGAGAAAAAGGACAAGAACUCAGCUAAAAGCGAUCAUAACUCAACCCGCAUCAUCGACAGAUUUGUUUGCCUUGAAACAUCUUGAGCAAGAGAAUUCACCUGAACUUAAGCAGCAGGUAGAUAAGCCUUGUGACCUCAGUAAGAAGACAGGAGCUCUGCUAAAUGAAAUGAUAAUUCCAGAUACUCAGGGGAGUUUGGACAAAAGAGAGGCGCAGCCGACGAUAGAACUGUCAAAGAUGGAAGAAUCUCACGAGAUUGUACUUGCAACGAUUGAACCAUCAUCUGAAAAGAAGCAGCAGCUGGAAGAAGGGACAUCUACCCUGGAGAAGCUCAACGAGGAUGAUGAUUCUACAGGAUUUGAAGCAGUGUCGAUUGAGAUGUCAUCUCAAACUGAUCGUGAACAAAGACAACUGAAGCGCUGGAGCAGAGACCGAUCUGAACCUAAAUCAGUAAGUGCCUCUGAAGUGGAAACAUUGCUAUUCUGUGCCUCAGCAGAUAAACAUUUAGUACAAUUUGAAGAACCUUUGGCAUUGGCAACAAGUGAGGAGGCCUUGAAUUUGACUGAUCCUCAGCAUGAGGUGCUCUUGGAGCAACCAAAACGUCAGCUUCGUCGGAGGCCUCCUAAGUACAAGGAGGAUGAGGCCAAACUAGGUACUAGUACAGUUUCGGUGCUGGCAACAAAUGAGGCGUUGCCUGAUAAAAGAACAAAUGAGGAGGUGUUAUGUUCGAAUGAUUCUCAGCAUGAGGUGCACUUCAAGCAACAAAUACAAAAGCAUCGUGGGAGGAUCCCCAAGGGCAAUGACGGUGGGGCCAAACCAGGUACUACAAUUUUGAAGAAGUUGGGAGCAUCUAAGAAGUCAAAGAAGAAACAAAAUGGUCGAGGUCUAGGAAGGCCUAGGAAGACACAGUAAAGUGAGAAUUGCAGUUUCUUGAUUCUUAAGAUGAUUAAUGGUAUAAAUUGAGAUAGAUCCUAGAAGUUCAAAUGUUAGUGAAUAACAGUAGUUGCUUGUAGUUCUCUUAUAGUAAUGGUAUAAAUUGAGAUAAACCUGGCACUGUACAGUAGAGGUACAAUAUAGUAAUUCAGGCUAAUAGCUUGAGUGACAUACUUAAAAGAAGCUAUAACUUUAUUAAAUUAAUCGCUUGUAGUUCUAUUUUC
Messenger RNA from Nicotiana attenuata, 2800 nucleotides. RefSeq lists its product as uncharacterized. The transcript is spliced from 2 exons. The coding region runs from base 72 to 2555 and encodes 827 amino acids. Gene Ontology annotation, biological process: negative regulation of DNA recombination; nucleosome assembly; chromosome condensation. Gene Ontology annotation, molecular function: double-stranded DNA binding; nucleosomal DNA binding. The record is from RefSeq and is a predicted model, not a curated record. Gene Ontology annotation, cellular component: nucleolus; nucleus; nucleosome. Lineage: Eukaryota; Viridiplantae; Streptophyta; Magnoliopsida; Solanales; Solanaceae.